AAUGUUAUAACUGUAGGCGUUGUCGCACAUAAUAAAAUGUGUUGUUAAGCUGUUUUUACCUUGAUUCUUUCCAAUACAUUGUAUAAAUAUGAAAAUUACCAUCCUUGCUUCAUUGCAAGGUGGCAAAUCGACAGUGCCACCGUGUUGCGAAAGUGGCCACGUGGUUGAUAUCUAUAAACGUAGCGUAACAUUUAAUGGGUCUGUUUACUUAGGAAGUGUAUUCUGCAACGACAUAUAUGCUGACCAAGAAGGUAAAUAAUUGACUCGGCCAAUGAGAACCGAAAAUUAUCGCAUACUCUGCAGUGCUUUCGCGUGCAUUUCUUAAAUUGCGGGUAUGGAAAGAGUCUGCCAUCUACCAAUCGGAGCAUUAGGUCUAUAGGUCUCGUGUAGAAUUUAUCUAGUGCGUGACACCACAACGAAAAGCAAGCAACGUUUCAAAGGGGUUGCGUUCACCUACGAGAGCGGUAUCACUUAUUGUCUUGCCAAACGGUGGUCUGGUUUUCUUUUUGAAUAAUAAUUAGGUAGCCAAAACAGAGAGUCGUUAUCCGAAUACAAUUUUAAAUAUUUAAAAUAAUAAACAAUAUGGCAAAUCUGAAACAAGAACUACCUGAAUGGUGCCAAAAAGACUUUGUUCCCUAUCAAGAUACUUUCAAAUAUACUCCAGAAGACAAAAUAAUUGAAUGGAAAGGUCAUUUCUUCGUUCCACAGUUCCAUCCAGAAACAGUAUCCUAUGCUUUCGAUCAUCAUGAACCAAGAGAAAACGAAGUGAUGGUGGCAUCGUAUGCGAAAACAGGCACAACAUGGACUCGAGAAAUAAUUCGUCAAAUAUUAUAUGGAAGAGACGAAAAACUUGAUGACCUGACAAAAGAUAUCACUUUACCCCAUUUGUAUCUUGAAUCAUGUACACCUUCCAAGUUCAACGUUAUGCACAAUAUUCCUAUACCUAGAAGAUAUUUUGUUACGCAUCUACCAGCGGAAUUGGUAAAUUUAGAGAAAUAUAAAAGAAGAAACAUUAAGGCGAGCCUAUGCUACAUUAUAUAUAUCAUAAUAUAUAUCAUUUUUGACAAUGAAAAUCUGGGACAAAAUAUUAGCUCGAUCACUCAAGGUGAUAUUCCAGAAUCUAAAAUAUAUGUAGAAAAGCAGCCGUAUCCUUUGAGAAUGCGAAAAGGAGAAUCAUAUUUGGAUCAUAUUUUAAGUUGGCUGCCGCAUUUGGAAAACAACAAAAACGCAAUAUUGAUUGUGUAUGAAGAAAUGAUCAAGAAUCCCUUCGGAAAAACAAAAGAGCUGUCAGAAUUUUUGGGUGUGAAACUAUCAAAUGACGAAAUAAAUAAAAUUGUUCAAAAUUGCUCAAUUGAUAACAUGAAGAAAUCGGAUAUGGUUUCAAAAUCAGAAGAUGGAAUGAUUCGCAAUACAAUUAAACUAUGCUUGACAGGAACUAUUGGUAAAUGGAAAAACCAUUUUACUGCGGAACAAUCUGCUGAAAUAGACAGACAAGUUGAAGAAAAAUUGAAAGGAACAGGAAUCAAAUUUAUAUAUGAAUAGCUUUUAAUUACGGAAUUUUGGUCUUAUUUGAGUUAUUUCUUAUAGAUUCCUAGCGUACCUAAAGCACUUUUGGGGGCUUGAAUUUAUAUAUCACAUGCAUAAUUGCUCUUGACAAUUGCUGUGAAUUUUAUCUUUCCGAAAUGAAAAUGUACUUUUAUCGUUUAG
Styela clava is the source of this 1707-nucleotide messenger RNA. NCBI's taxonomy places the organism in Eukaryota, Metazoa, Chordata, Ascidiacea, Stolidobranchia, Styelidae. The record is from RefSeq and is a predicted model, not a curated record.